AUGGCACUGAGGAAGUCGACGAUCAAGGCAACAUACUACUCCCUGAAGACAUUUGUCUGCCGUCUACAGGCGAGUGCGGAGGACGACCCAUAUGGCUACUACGCUCAGGAGUUUCUGAAUGGAUUGACUCCUAACGGUCUUCCUCCGCAUGCACUCAAGCUAAAGCUGAACUGCCCUGUCAUACUUCUAAGGAACAUUGAUCCAGCUAAUGGACUGUGUAACGGCACUAGGCUUGUUGUUAGAGGUUUUGAGAGGAACGCCAUUGAUGCAGAAAUCGUGAUUGGACAACACGCUGGCAGGAGGGUCUUCCUUCCUCGAAUACCUCUCUGCCCAUCUGAAAAAGACAUGUUUCCGUUCAAGUUUAAAAGGAAGCAAUUUCCUAUAAGGAUUAGCUUUGCUAUGACCAUUAACAAGGCUCAAGGGCAGACCAUCCCGAUUGUUGGUGUCUACCUACCCAAUCACGUGUUCUCUCAUGGUCAGCUCUAUGUUGCUCUGUCUCGAGCCACCGUGAAAAGAAAUAUAAAGAUACUCAUUCAGAAGGAGAAGCCGAAGGAGAAGGCAAACAAGCAAAAGGACAAUCCAAAGAAGCGAAAAAGACCGACCGUGUCCUUACGACGUCGAUCAAGAACAUCGUCUACAAGGAAGUCCUUACAGGCUGAAUUCCGAUCUUAA
Molecule: messenger RNA, 672 nt
Organism: Aegilops tauschii subsp. strangulata
Lineage: Eukaryota; Viridiplantae; Streptophyta; Magnoliopsida; Poales; Poaceae
Source: RefSeq, a predicted model, not a curated record